This is a messenger RNA of Mirounga angustirostris (Northern elephant seal), 2346 nucleotides long. It is a transcript of the gene DBP, whose product is annotated as D-box binding PAR bZIP transcription factor. The transcript is spliced from 4 exons. The record is from RefSeq and is a predicted model, not a curated record. NCBI's taxonomy places the organism in Eukaryota, Metazoa, Chordata, Mammalia, Carnivora, Phocidae. Bases 640 to 1476 code for a protein of 278 amino acids. Gene Ontology annotation, cellular component: nucleus. Gene Ontology annotation, biological process: regulation of transcription by RNA polymerase II. Gene Ontology annotation, molecular function: RNA polymerase II cis-regulatory region sequence-specific DNA binding; DNA-binding transcription factor activity, RNA polymerase II-specific.
CCUUGGCGGAUCCAGGGGUCCCAUUGGCCGUGCGUCUCGAGGGGUCAAGACGCGAUUGGCCCGCGCUUUCAGCCGGAGGGAGGCACGCGGCUGGGGUGCUUGGCCCAAGAGGCAGGCGGGGGCCGAGAGGAGGGGUGCGCGCAGUGGCGUCGGGUGUUUUGGUUUGGCUUUUUUUUUUUUUUCCGCGAAAGAAGUUUGCGUUGGCCACGCCUCAAGGCGGCCGCCUCCUCUUACCCCCUCCCCCGCCCCUCCGCGCACACCUCUUGGUGCAGAUUGCAAAGCGCCUUCCGCUGAGAGAGCUGCAGAUUUUGCAAGAUCCAGGCUCGCCCACCUUGUAGAAGGAGCGCCUUGUGUCCCCUUGAACUCUGGGUUGCAAAGAGCCGGCUGCCUGAUUUGAUCAGCCCCUCACUCGGACUGCAUGGUCUCCAGGGACCCUCGUGAGUUGCACGUUUCUGCACUGAGGACUGCAAAUCUCCGUCACUCCUAGGAUUUGCGGUGAUCUGGAUACUGGAGGCUUGCAAGCUACGCUCGCCCGCCCCUGGGCAGGCACUCGCCCGGACCACUGGAGUGUGCCGCUGACUGGCAGGCCAGCUCUUCGCCUCUCCAUGAGCCCGUGAGCCUGCGGGCAGGUGGCCGGUGAUGGCGCGGCCCGUGAGCGACAGGACCCCGGCCCCCCUGCUGCUGGGUGGCCCAGCCGGGGCCCCCCCUGGCGGGGGAGCGCUGCUUGGGCUGCGGAGCCUUCUGCAGGGGACCAGCAAACCCAAAGAGCCAGCCAGCUGUCUCCUGAAGGAAAAGGAGCGCAAGGCGGCUCCGCCGGCAGCCACGGUCCCCGGGCCUGGCCUGGAGACGGCGGGCCCGGCGGAUGCCCCAGCUGGGGCUGUGGUGGGCGGCGGGUCCCCGCGGGGGCGCCCGGGGGCCGCGCCUGGCCCGGGUCUGUUGGCGCCGCUGCUGUGGGAGCGGACGCUGCCGUUCGGCGACGUGGAGUACGUGGACCUGGACGCCUUCUUGCUGGAGCACGGGCUCCCGCCCAGCCCGCCGCCCCCCGGCGGCCCGUCACCGGCGCCCUCGCCCGUGCGCACGCCCGCACCCUCCCCGGGGCCCGGCUCCUGCGGCUCAGCUUCCCCUCGUUCCUCCCCGGGGCACGCCCCCACCCGGGCUGCCCUCGGGGCCGCGGGCGGCCACCGCGCAGGCCUGACCUCUCGGGACACACCCAGCCCGGUGGACCCAGACACCGUGGAGGUGCUGAUGACAUUUGAACCUGACCCAGCCGAUUUAGCCCUGUCAAGCAUUCCUGGCCACGAGACCUUUGACCCUCGGAGACAUCGCUUCUCAGAGGAGGAGCUUAAGCCCCAGCCCAUCAUGAAGAAGGCCCGGAAGAUCCAGGUGCCAGAGGAGCAGAAGCAGCCUGCCUUUGCCAGUUCUGGGGUCUCCCCUGGUAAGGGGUGCCUGGGCUCCUCUCACCAGACUUCACCAUAACUACCUGAAGCACUGAGGGCUGACCUGUAAACCCAGUCUAGACCAGUGGUUUCUCCUGUCACAGGGCCCGACUGGAUUUACCCUAGUAAGCAGGAACUAGGCUUUAAUGAAAUGGGGGUGGGAGGAGAGCAUCUUUUGGAGCUCUGGGUGGUCCUGGUUACUGAGGAGUGAUCCUCCUCCACAGUCAAAUUCUAGGACUGGAGGACCCUAAACAGUGGUGUGGGGAGGUCUCAGGAUAGGCCCCUUUGCUACGGGACAGCUCUUCUAGCAGUCAGGACCUGUGGGGGAGAAGGCAGCUCUCUGGCCUCCUCCAUUCAAGGCCAGAGGGUCAAAGACUGGCUGCAGUUAUCGGGACCACCUAAAUUGCUGGGGAAGGAUGAGGUUGCCUUGACAACUAGGUCAAAAGGCCCCAGCUCUGGAAGGAUUUAUGGGACACAAAACCCCAUCACUAGGGAGCCUAGGCUUUCCUUAGCAACCAGGAUCUGAGAAGGUGGUGCAUAAGGCAGUGCUUUUUACUGGGAGAAGCCCUCAGACCCUGAAGGCCCUGUUGCUAGGGAACAAGCAUCCUUAGCAACCAGGGGCUAACUGUAGGCCCUUUGUCAAGCAAGGACUGGUGGGGUCUGCUUUGCACAGCGGAGACUUGAAGCCUAGUGCUUGGAGUGGGGAGAACUAUGUCACACCUAGCUGUUGCUAGGGGCCUGCUCUCCUUAGCAACCAGACCCUUGGGUACCCAUCCUAGGAGAGCCGUGGUAUCCUUUGGGCCCCACUGCUGGGCAGGAAGCACCCCAGAGGGUCUCUUAGCUGCCCUCUGGUCCUUGAAGGCACAAGGAAAGCUGCUCCUCCUGGCCCUUCUGGCCCAUAGUGCCUUCU